Numida meleagris (helmeted guineafowl) is the source of this 532-nucleotide messenger RNA. RefSeq names its product eukaryotic translation initiation factor 3 subunit C-like. NCBI's taxonomy places the organism in Eukaryota, Metazoa, Chordata, Aves, Galliformes, Numididae. Gene Ontology annotation, biological process: translational initiation. Gene Ontology annotation, cellular component: eukaryotic translation initiation factor 3 complex. The record is from RefSeq and is a predicted model, not a curated record. The transcript is spliced from 2 exons. The coding region runs from base 23 to 382 and encodes 119 amino acids. Gene Ontology annotation, molecular function: translation initiation factor activity; translation initiation factor binding; RNA binding.
CUAUGUGUCUCUAUGGUUCCCUAUGGUUCUCUAUCGUUCUCUAUGGGUCUCAAUGGAUCUCUAUGGGUUUCUAUGGGUCUGUGUGGGUCCCGCCGUGGGUCCCGCUAUGGGUCACACGCCGUGGGUCGCGCAGGCGUCCCUGGACCAGCCGACGCAGACGGUGCAGAUGCACCGCACGGAGCCCACGGCCCAGCAGAACCUGGCGCUGCAGCUGGCCGAGAAACUGGGAGCGCUGGUGGAGAACAACGAGCGCGUCCUGGACCACAAGCAGGGCUCCUUCGGGGGAUACUUCCGAGAUCAGAAGGACGGCUACCGAAAAGGGGACGGCGGCUACCUGCGCCGUGGGGCGUACCGGCAGCAGGAGCGCUCCUCCAACUACUGAGCCCCACAGCGCUGCCCCACGGAUCGGCCCUGCCCCACGGAUCGGCCCUGCCCCAUGGAUCGGCUCUGCCCCACAGAUCGGCUCUGCCCCACGGAUCGGCCCUGCCCCACGGAUGGGCUCUGCCCCACAAUAAAGUAGUGUUGGUAGUGA